This is a messenger RNA of Prorocentrum cordatum, 353 nucleotides long. The record is from the annotation of a GenBank genome assembly. Lineage: Eukaryota; Dinophyceae; Prorocentrales; Prorocentraceae.
AGUUCGUCGAGCCCAAAUCGGAACACGGACCCAAAUUCUUUCUCGGCGAUUUCAGUUCGAAGCUCCACUACCGCACGGAUGGCGAACACGUUGCGGUGGGCGAGCACGUCCUGCUGUGCCCAGGCACGGGAUUCAAGGAUGCUACCAACAGACAUUUGCCCGUGGAGUGCCCGGCCAACACUAUUCUCGAUUCCUCAGUUGACGGCCUGGCAACCCGCCACAGCGUCGAUGCACGAGGGCAGGCGCCCCCUGUCAGCGUGCAGACGCACUCCAAAGAUAGACUUAUAUUAUUGUGGGCAGGGCUGGCUGCGUAACGUCGAAAGUGCAAGUGCCCGCCCAGAGGCACCUCCUCC